AUGACAGACUUUGAAGAGGUUGCAAAGCAGUUCAUCGAGUUCUACUACAACCAAUUCGACUCGGACCGCAAGGGACUUGCAAGCCUCUACCGCGAGCAAUCCAUGCUGACUUUUGAGUCCGCCUCCACCCUUGGCGUCAACUCCAUCGUCGAGAAGCUCACGUCUCUUCCUUUCGAGAAGGUCAAGCACCAGGUUACGACCCUCGAUGCCCAGCCCACCCUUGAGGGCGGCAUCAUCAUUCUCGUUACCGGCCAGCUCUUGGUCGACGAGGAGCAGCGCCCCCAAAACUACACCCAGGCUUUCCAGCUGGUGCGUGACCCUACCGGCAACUACUUUGUCUUCAACGACAUCUUCAAGCUGGUUUACGGUUAA
Messenger RNA from Colletotrichum navitas, 372 nucleotides. Its product is annotated as nuclear transport factor 2 domain-containing protein. The record is from RefSeq and is a predicted model, not a curated record. Gene Ontology annotation, biological process: protein import into nucleus. Bases 1 to 372 code for a protein of 123 amino acids. NCBI's taxonomy places the organism in Eukaryota, Fungi, Ascomycota, Sordariomycetes, Glomerellales, Glomerellaceae. Gene Ontology annotation, cellular component: nuclear pore central transport channel. Gene Ontology annotation, molecular function: nuclear import signal receptor activity. The transcript is spliced from 5 exons.